Messenger RNA from Botrytis cinerea B05.10, 2549 nucleotides. It is a transcript of the gene Bcubp16, whose product is annotated as Bcubp16. The record is from RefSeq and is a predicted model, not a curated record. Gene Ontology annotation, cellular component: cytosol; nucleus. Gene Ontology annotation, molecular function: cysteine-type endopeptidase activity; cysteine-type deubiquitinase activity. Bases 381 to 2387 code for a protein of 668 amino acids. NCBI's taxonomy places the organism in Eukaryota, Fungi, Ascomycota, Leotiomycetes, Helotiales, Sclerotiniaceae. Gene Ontology annotation, biological process: protein deubiquitination. The transcript has a single exon.
GUAUUUUCCUCAGAUCGUUCAUGACAGUCGAGCAUUUUGCACUGUCUGCGGAGGAGAGUUUUCAAGGAGUUGACAUACAAUUCAUUGUUUCUACUUGGGGUCCGGAACAACUUUGGCAGCGGGGACCUGAUCUUACCAUACAGAACUUAUAGGCUUCAACUCCUUAUUUUCUUGAACGCAGAAAGAAGUCGCCCGAACGGUUAAAUUCGAAGGUGUGUUUUGUGAUGGAACAGUGAUUAUUGAAUCUUCUUCCUCAACCUUUCAACAUUGCCUCUUCUCCUCAUCAUCUCUUCUCCUCAACCUCGUCGUUGAUUCAACUCGCCCAUCAUCUUAUCCGACCUCCCCCCGAAAUUUCCGACGAUCUUGAGUUUGACGAAAGUAUGCCAGAUAAACAAUUCACAACUUUAACAUAUGCCGCGGGCGCCUCUCUAGCUGCAAUCACACUCGUCUAUGUAUUUGCGCCAACCUUCCUAAUGGACGAACAAAACUCGUCAUCCAAUACGAGGAAGAAAGGAGUGGUAGGAUUGGUCAAUACUGCCAAUGAUUGUUUUAUAAACUCAGUACUCCAGGCCCUCGCUGGUUUAGGAGACCUACGCAUAUAUCUGAUCAGGGAAACACAUAGAAGGGACUUGGAUAGCUCAGAGGUAUACAGUCGGAUUGUGGAGGACCCGGCGCGGCAGGGUUUACCAGCAUGGAAGAUAGAAGGUCUACAAAAGGGCUUAGUUACCACGGGACUGAAAGACAUUCUGGACGCAUUGAACGAAAGACCUCUGUACAAAAAAACGAUAUCUGCUGGGCCAUUUGUAACUGCACUAGAAGCUGCUUUCAAGCAGAGGAUUAGCCGGCAACAACAGGACGCGCAGGAGUUUUUGCAAGUAGUGGCUGAGAGAUUAAACGAUGAGUACCAUGCAGGUCACAGGGCAAGAAAUCACGCAAGGGAUUUAGAAGCUGCCACUGCAGAAUUGAACACUUCAAAUAAAGGGACUGUGAAUGAAGAGCUGGGCCAGCUUAAUUUGAAUGAUAGCGAUACGCCCGAGACCAGCUCUCCUGCGACAAAAGCGCCAUCGGAUUCUUCUCAUAACUCAGAAAACGCAAGCUCAACUCUGUCAAGGUCGCCUCAGCAAGGCGGAGAGCCUGAUAGUGACAUUGAUAAGGAAGAUGGGUUCCCAUUCGAAGGUGGUUCCGAGUCACAAAUUGAAUGUUUAACCUGUGGUUUUAAACCAAGGCCUACACAGACAACAUUCUGUUCUCUUACAUUGACUGUUCCUCAGGCCACAUCUACCACAUUAAAUGCAUGCUUUGAUGGAAUGUUUAAAACAGAAUAUAUUGAGGAUUUCAAAUGCGAGAAGUGUAGAUUAUUACAUGCCUUGGAAACCUUCGAAGAGGAAUACUCUCGAUCAAAUUCUCAAAAAUUCAAGGAGAAGACUCAAAUAUCAAUCGACAAACUGAAGGCUGCUAUAGAGACAAACCCCGAAGAGGAGCUUCUCGACGUUGAACUACCAGAUUCGAGAUUUGCUCCCAAGCGAAAAAUUGCCAAACAUGUCCGUAUUACCAAAUUCCCAAAAGUCAUGGCGAUUCAUCUGUCAAGGUCAAUCUUCGACUCCAGAUCAACGACGAUGAAGAAUUCUGCCAAAGUGGCAUUCCCCGAACAGCUCCCACUUGGAGGUUUAUUGGACCGACGAAAGUACAAACUUCUUAGUCUAGUCUGUCACAAGGGGAGUCACCAUAGUGGACACUAUGAAUCUUUCCGGAGACAAAAUAUUGUCGCUCCAUUUUCAACCCCAAAUACUUUCCAGCCAUCAGUGGCGUAUGCCAGAUCUUCAACCCAUACCCCUUCAUUACCUUCGACCCCUCAAACAAGUGCUACUCCAAGGGAUGAUGGUGAUAACACGACACUCUCAUCGACUCCAGAAUUAUUGUCCUCAAAGACGGCCUCUACCACAUCUCUUUCAAAUACAAACGGGCGCCAUUCAUUAGACUCUUCACUCAACAAUAAACAUCUCUCUGGUGUCAAUCCAACAUCAGCCAGUUCCAUUGCGUCGUCAUCUAAAACAGCGGGUCCCACAUCAGCUCCCCAUGACUCUGAUACUGGUAGCAUCCGCUCCUUAGGACGUUCGGCUCGGAAAACUCUGUCUAAAGUUUCCAGUACAAUUAGUCGAUCAUCCCCUGCUUCAUCUUCGCCCAACCUGUCUCCGUCCAAUCCAGAAAUCAGCCGGGCAUCAUUGACAGAAACAGUUCGCACUAGGCGGAAAAAGAAGGUGGUUGAAAGAUGGUGGAGAAUCAGCGACGAAAAGAUAAAAGAGAGCAAGACUAGUGAGGUUUUGGGCAUGCAAAAGGAGGUUUAUAUGUUGUUUUACGAGCUGGAGCGGGGAGAGGAAGAUCCAUAAAAGCAUUUUGGGGAGACGCGUUGCAUAAGAAUAUAGGAUUUGGGCUAUAUUUUGUAUAUUGAUUGAACAUGUAUUUGAUACCGGAAGCUGGUUUGAACUAAAUAGAUGGACAUUAGGUAGUCCCAGCGAGGAAUUUUCACUAUAAAGCGCUGGGAGAUUACA